AUGGGGGACUGGAACUUUCUCGGGGGGGUUUUGGAGGAGGUGCAUAUCCAUUCCACUAUGGUAGGCAAGAUCUGGCUCACCAUCCUGUUCAUCUUCCGUAUGCUGGUCCUCGGGGUGGCAGCUGAGGAUGUGUGGAACGACGAGCAGGCUGACUUCAUAUGCAACACGGAGCAGCCUGGGUGCAGGAAUGUGUGCUACGACCAUGCUUUCCCAAUCUCCCUCAUCCGCUACUGGGUGCUGCAGGUCAUUUUUGUGUCUUCUCCCUCGCUGGUUUACAUGGGCCACGCUCUUUACAGGCUGCGGGCUCUGGAGAAGGCACGGCAGAAGAAGAAAGUGCUGCUGCGGAGAGAACUGGAGUUGGUCGAUGUGGAGUUGGCAGAAGCAAGGAGGAGGAUUGAGCGGGAAAUGAAACAGCUGGAUCAAGGGAAGCUUAACAAAGCUCCUUUGAGGGGCUCUUUGCUGCGUACCUAUGUUGCCCACGUUGUCACUCGCUCUGUUGUGGAGGUGGCCUUCAUGACAGGCCAGUACCUCCUUUAUGGCUUUCACCUCUACCCACUCUUCAAGUGUGAGCGGGAUCCUUGUCCCAAUGCUGUGGACUGUUAUGUUUCCAGACCAACAGAGAAAAGUGUCUUCAUGGUGUUCAUGCAAUGCAUUGCUGCAAUUUCCCUAUUCCUAAACAUCUUGGAGAUCAUACAUCUGAGUUACAAAAAGAUUAAAAAGGGCAUCUUGGACUUCUACCCUCACUUGAGAGACGAGAGAGAUGAACUUGAUGACUACUAUGCCAACAAGUGUAAAAAAGAAUCUGUUGUGCAAAUGUGCUCCAAUGUACCCCGAAAAGCAACAAUUGCCUCUGCACCCAGUGACUACAACUUCAUGAUGGAGAGGAUGCAGGGCACAAUUAUGUACCCAAACCUAAUCAAACCUUCAACUGUUCUACCUCUUCAGGGCGAGCUGGCCACUCCGCACAAUUUGGAUGAUUCCAGAUGUUCAGCUCAAAGCCCCCCACAUUGCAACUGCCCCUUGACUACCAACGAGCCCUGCUCUCCGUGCUGCAACUCCCUGAUUUAUCCAAAACAGGAGGCUGAGGACUUCUUGCAUCUUCACCCACACAGUAAAGAGGAUGGUGCCAGUGAAAGAGGGAGUCCAGACUUUCCAAAAUGCCCACAGAAGGCAACUGACGCUUCCACACUGCCAGUUAGUGCAUCAAGGAGGCCGUGGAGGGCUCAUGGCUCUUUCAAUUGCUCUACAGUGUCGGAGGGUAAAAGCUCUGACACAGACUCCUAUGAGGGUGCAAAAGCCAGCAGUGGCACUCCCUCCACUCGAACACGCUCAAAAUCAGAUGCCAAAAAUCAAAGCCGGCCCACCACCCCAGAGUCGGUGGAGGACUCCAGCUCAGGAUCCAGGCACAACUCCAGACCACCUUCCUCCAACUGCAAAACAUCAGUGGCAAGUAAUGCAAGCAAACGAGCAGCAGACCUGCAAAUCUAA
Messenger RNA from Perca flavescens (yellow perch), 1488 nucleotides. RefSeq names its product gap junction protein alpha 9a (gene gja9a). Gene Ontology annotation, cellular component: connexin complex. Gene Ontology annotation, biological process: cell-cell signaling. The transcript has a single exon. The record is from RefSeq and is a predicted model, not a curated record. The coding region runs from base 1 to 1488 and encodes 495 amino acids. Lineage: Eukaryota; Metazoa; Chordata; Actinopteri; Perciformes; Percidae. Gene Ontology annotation, molecular function: gap junction channel activity.